Messenger RNA from Manis pentadactyla (Chinese pangolin), 12945 nucleotides. It is a transcript of the gene TMPPE, whose product is annotated as transmembrane protein with metallophosphoesterase domain. Gene Ontology annotation, molecular function: hydrolase activity. The record is from RefSeq and is a predicted model, not a curated record. The coding region runs from base 702 to 2054 and encodes 450 amino acids. NCBI's taxonomy places the organism in Eukaryota, Metazoa, Chordata, Mammalia, Pholidota, Manidae. The transcript is spliced from 2 exons.
UGAGGUCAGCCCGGGGGCCCCGGAAUCGCCGCCUGGGGAGCUCGGCUUAGCGGCUGCGGAGACGCGGGCGCGGGGACCGGAACUCGCACCUGCCUUCUGUAUGUUCAGCGAACCAACUUGUGGUUCCUCCAGAGUUUGGAUGACACUUGGAGUCUCAUAGCUACUUCUGCAUUCCGUCUUGCUGUGUCACAUGUCCUGGAGCCUGUGGAAAACUCCACUGUACACUCAUGAGAGAAGGAGAAUAUAAAAGGCAGUUCUAGCUUACUGUUCUUCUGGAAAUAGUUUUGACUGAUUGGACCCCCUGAAAGAGUCUCCCCGGACCAUACUUUGAGAACUGCUGAUUUAGAAUAACGUUUUCCUUAUUAUCAAAAGAAGUUUAUAUAUAUUGUGGAAAACGUUUGAGCAUUCAGGAAACUAAGAAAAUGAAAACUGCCCAUCAUGUUACAAUCCCAUGUGUUUGUGUUUUAAUUACCAAGUAUUUGAGUGGCUUGGUUUCAAAGUGGGUUGGGCAGGUAUAAGUGGCCUUCAGGUUUUGAAUACAGAUAAGGAAGCCCUAAUAUCCUACAAAGCUGACGCCGGUUCCUGGUUGCAAGCGGAGCCGACCUGGAAACCUCUCCUGGGCCACUGCCCUUUGUAAGAAACUCACCUUCCAGAGCCCACCUGCACAGAACUGGCAGGGGACCCUCUUAGCUGCAGAGAGAAUGGCGAUCUUCAGGCAGCUGUCCCUAGGUGCAAAGGCUGCCCUGGCUGCUGGCACUGUCUUCGUGUCCAUGAUUAUCUCUCGCUCCUACCUGGCAGGGAGCCUUGAGCUCAAGGCCUGGCAUUGGUUGUUCCGCCUGCAGCUUGCCCUGUUUGCCAACUCGCUCAUGCUUAUUGGCUCCCUCUACAUCUGGCGUAGCACAGUCAGCAACCUCAGCCACUCGUCAGCCGCAGAGUCAGCCUGUUUUCGGCUUUGGAAGAUGGCUGUUGUGGCAUUUCUGGCCCUGGCCCAUUCCAGUUUCUUCACCAUGCUCUUCUUAGUGGCCGAGGAACCCUACCUCUUUUCCUUGGCGGCCUAUGCCUGCCUCGGGGCGUACAUCAUCAUGCUCUUCUUCCUCUGUACCCUCAGCGGUAUGGAGCAGGCCUACCAGCUUCUGGCCUGGCGCAGUGGCAGGGGCGUGGGCAGCCUUGACAAGGCGAGGAAGCUGGCCCUCAGGCCGGUCCUGGCAGUGGCGGUGACCGCCGUGCUUAGCGUGGCCGGGCUUCUGAACGCCGCCCAGCCCCCGGCCGUGAACACUGUGCAGGUGCCCAUCCAUCAGCUGCCCCCCUCGAUGGACAACCUCAAGAUGGCACUCCUCUCUGACAUUCACCUGGGUCCCACCGUGGGCAGGACCAAGAUGGAGAUGUUUGUGGGGAUGGUGAACCUGCUGCAGCCAGACGUCACGGUGAUCGUGGGCGACCUCUGCGAUUCGGAAGCCUCCAUCCUCCAGACCGCUGUCGCUCCCUUGGGCCAGCUGCACUCACGCCUCGGCACCUACUUUGUCACUGGGAAUCACGAGUACUACACGUCAGAUGUCAGCAACUGGUUUGCGCUGUUGGAAUCCCUGAAUGUCAGGCCCCUUCACAAUGAGAAUGUGAAGAUUUCUGCCACGCGGGCCCAGCGUGGCGGUGGUGGUGGUGAUGGUGAGGAUGACUGGAUCUGCUUGGCGGGGGUGGAUGACAUUGAAGCCAACAUCCUGCACUACUACGGCCAUGGCAUGGAUCUCGUCAAGGCCCUGGAUGGCUGCAGCCCAGACCACACCACCAUCCUGCUAGCUCACCAGCCUCUGGCUGCCAAGAGAGCCCUUCAGGCUCGGCCAGACAUUAACCUGAUCCUUUCUGGGCACACGCACGCUGGGCAGAUCUUCCCCUUGAACGUUGCAGCCUAUCUCCUGAACCCCUUCUUUGCUGGUCUCUACCAAGUGGCCCAGACUACAUUCGUGUAUGUCAGCCCGGGCACAGCCCACUACGGGAUUCCCAUGAGGCUGGGCAGCAGGGCGGAGAUCACGGAGCUCAUCCUGCAGCGGGCUUCCUGAGCCCGGCCCUGCCCUGUAUGCCUUCUCAUCGCCCUUGCCCUUCACUCUUGACCCUCUUCAGAGCAGGUUGCCUGAUUUAUCCCCUACAGCAUCUCCCGCCCAGCUCUGCCAGCACAUGCCUGGUCACAAGCCUGGCUGGAACAGUGAUUUGUGGUGGGGCUGCCUGGCAGCGUCCGGCUGGCUGACUCUCUAGGUGGCCACUUGCUUUUCUUGUGCACUUCAGUCACAUACGUAAGAACAGGCUUCUCUUUCCGGAUGACAUUGUGUGGUAUAUUCCCUCUGGGGAGCUCACAGGGAUGAACCCAAGCAUGGUGUUGCUUAGAAGGGACACCUUGCGAAAGCAGAGUAGGGAAGGAACUCUGCGUGUUUUUAAACCCUCUUUAGGACUUAGUUUCCAGAAUCAUUGAUCCAGAGCUUUCUGGGAAGGGGCAGCGUUACUAGGUAAUCUGGGAGAACAGGUGAGAUGGAAGCCACUUUGGCCACAGGAGAGUGUUUUCCUUUUCUUCUUGGUUCUGUGGAGUCACUUAAUUGAGGGCAUCAGCAAAGCCCACUGGCAUACAGGGCUUAUCCUCUUCCGGGCCUGAAGCAAUGCAGUUUAACUGCCUGGGCCCCCGGGCCUCUGGGGUUGCAGGCAGUGGGCAGAAGUAAUAGUACUGCUGCUCAGAAAUUCAGAGGGUGUUUGUCUCCCUCCUGUCCUUUAUACAACACUUGGGUGAGGUCAUUAGGGACAAUCUAUUGAGAGAUAAGGAAAAUGAGGCAGAGAGGUAGGGUUUAGGCAGCGUGACAAAGCAGAUUCUGGGUUAGAAGCCAGGUCUUCUGCCUCCCAGUAAAAGUACUCUUUGCACUGUCUGAUGGCUAAGUAGCUAUGCCUGUUACCAGUGAGCACAAGAUUCAAAUGCAGCUAAACAAGUAAAGGCAGCGAACAAGGGCUAGGACCUGAUGGAUUUUGAAAUUAGUUUUUGCUUGAGGCUGAUGUCAACUCACCCAGAGAUACAUGAGCCAGCCUGGGAAGGGAGUCGGCUAGUUUCAGUGUAAGAUGUCCUUCAUACUGGAAGAAGAGUUAGGAAACUGGAGCUGCUCCCGGCCCCCACCUAGGUUUAGGUUGGAUUUUUUGUGAGAAACAAGUUCGUUCUGUACCUCUGGAGGAGUUGAAAUAUCCCUGGAGAGUGGCAGGGCCCUGUGCUCUGGCAGGACCUCAAGGUCUUCCCUCCCGUGGGACCCUGACUGCAGAAUGCUGGGCAUUCCACCUGGAAUAUGGGAAACCCCUCCCUGUCCUGACCCCAUCACAGCUGUCCUAGGGCUCUGCCCACAGAUCCUGGGCCAUACGUGCCAGCCACUGGACCCCAGAAAAGCAGGCAGGGGUUACCAUGUCUAGAGGGCCCCACUGCUGUUGCCACAGCCUUUGUGCCAGAGGUAAGAAAGCCUUUGGCCUGGGGUGGCAAUAAGCACUCUUGUUAGAAAAGGCCUCAUUGAGAAACUGGGGACCUGGGUGCAGUGUUGACUUUCACUGUGGCUGAGAGUUUCUACGACAGGGAAUGGAGGCACCCCUCUGCCUGGAACAAAGAUGUUACUCUGCUACUGCUCACCAGGCCGGCGGUGUCCUGGAAGUGACUUGCUUUCACUGAGCCUCAGUUUCCCUCACCCUAAAAUGGGGAUAAUUAUCUACCUCAAGAUUAUUUCAUAGGGAGUAUAUUAAGACAUGGGUGCAAGAGUCACAUGUGGACAGUCACAGAAAGCAUGUGAUGCUGUUCAUUCUGAAACAUCACAUGGGGUGUGCUGAGGAACAGUGCUGGGCCCAGGUGCCCAGAAAGUCUUUGGAGCAGCCAGUCCUGGGGAAUGUGCGGGGACAGCGUGCUGCCAGCUGCCAGGGCCCAGUGAUGUGUCAGAGCAGCACCUGCUGGGGUUUGUUUUCCCCUACUUUUAUUACUGUCUCCAUGUGUGUGCUCUGCCUGACUAAAGGAAAUUUCUUCAUUUUCCUCCUAGUGUCUAAUGGAAUCCUGGUGGGGAGUGGGGGGUCCUGGAGACCACCUUUCUCAUUUCCGGGCAGCCAAGGUAUUGACAGCAGGCCUUCCAGUCAAGUUUGAAAUGUGUCUUUGAGUAGAGAUUUCAGUGGUUUCCUUACUUUUUACCCCCUUGUGUUUCAUCAUCCUCACAGCCAGGAAUAAGUUGGGAGAAAAGGGGAGAGAGUCCUGAAAAGCCUUUUCAUUUAUUUUGUGCGCAGUGGGACCAUAGGGUAGUGGCCCAGCCCAAGCCCCCCGACUCCCCUCCCCAUAGACCGCUCCAUGUUCACCACCCCUCCCAGCCUGAGGAGGGGGCUCCUCCAAACCAUCUCACUUUCCUGUGACCUGACCCCCCACUCAAGGGAUCAUUCUAGUUGCCAUUCCAGUUCUCCGUUGUUUGCAGACCGAGCUAGUUGGUGCCAUUUGGCGUUCCACUCUCGGGGGCAGCUGGCAGCACUCAGCUUGCCUACUGUGCUAGACAGUGCCCUGGUUGCUCGAUUUUGGAGCUUUCUCAUCAGUGCCUGAGCUUCAUGAAAUCAGCUUGUCUUGGUCCUAUUUUCACUUUGCCUCUUUGUCUCUUUCUCUUGAAUGCCAUCGUUUUGUGGGCUUGUGGUCCUUGCUCUGAAGUUCUUGCUUGACUCGUUCCUUUCCAUUAACAGAAUAAAACAGGUCCAUCCUGUGUGUCUAGGGGAUACUCGGCAACACCUUUACUUGGUUUUAUUCCGUGAUGUGGAAGUUUUCACAGCAGAAAUUUCUCCCUUGCUGUACAGAUGUGGCCCUGGUGGUCCUUUCUCUAUAGCACCUGUCGCGUCUCUGUUCCCUGUUCUUCACUUGUUUACCUUCUUUCUGUUGUUUGUUUAUGGCUGGGGGAUGGUGGUGAGAAACAUUUACUUAAAGCUUAAAAUUCUUUCAAUCUGUGAAACGCAAGCUAAAAUAAAAUGGGAUGCUUUUUAAAAAUUAACCAUAGCAUGUAUAGUGUGAUACUACUGUUGUAAAAUCUCAGUAAAUUAAUCCUAACUGCCAUCCAUUCCAGACAUCCAUCCGACCUUUCUUUUCCUUUUAUUUUGUUUUGUUUUAUACUUUUUAUGGUGAAAUUUUUAAAGUAUUCACAGAGUACAGGGAAUGGCAUAUCGAAUCCUCAAAUCUCAUCACGCAGCUACAACAAUUGUACCUAGUCUACUGUUCUUUCUCAUCUAUCCCUGCCCUAUAUUCUGUCUUUUUUCCUUUUUGGCUGGAAUAUAUAUUAAGGUAAAUUUUAGGAAACAUAAUUGCACCCAAAAUACUUGAGUAUGGAUCCUUUUUAAAGAAACAUAUCCAUAAUGCCGUUGUAUCCAAUGCAAUUAACAAUGUUUCUGUGAUAUAAUCUACUACCAAGUUAGGAGAUUCAGGGCUAGAAGCCAGGUCUUCUACCUCUCAAAAGUGUUUUUUCCACUGAUGAGGAUUUAGCUAUGUAUGUUUCAGGUGAGGACAGGAUUCAAAUGGAGUUAACUGUGUAAGGAGUUAGUGUUCCGUUUUUCCUGAUUAUCUCAGUUGUCUUUUUAAAAUUGUGGUAAAAAGAAAAUAGCAUGAAAUUUAUCAUCUUAAUGAUUUUUAAGUCCACAGUUCAGUAGUGGUAACUAUAUUCACACUGUUACGAAACAGAUCUCUAGCUUUUUCGUCUUUUAAGUCUGAAACUAUCCAUUAAGCAAUAACUCUGCUUUUCCCCACCCCCAGCCCUGGGAGCCACCAUUGCACUUUCUGUUUCUAUGAAUUUGACAACUCUUGAGUACCUUAUUUAAGUAGAAUCAUACAUUAUUUGUUUUCUUGUGACUGGCUUAUUUCACUUAGCAUAAUAUCCUCAGUGUUCAUCUACAUGUUGUAGCAUGUGACAAGACUUCCUUCCUUUUUAAGGCUGAAUAAUAUCGCAUUGCAUUAUAGACCACAUUUUGUUUAUCCAUUCAUCCAUCAGUGGGCAUUUGGGUUGCUUCCACCUCUUGUCUAUUGUGAAUAGUGCUACUAUAAAUGUGGGUGUGCAAAUAUCUCUUUGAGAUCCUGCUUUCUAUUAUUUUGGAUCCAGAAGUGGAUUGCUGGAUCAUUUACUAGUUCUAUUUUUCACUUUUUGAGGAAUCUCCCUUCUGUUUUCCACCGUAGUUGAGACAUUUUUAAAUCCUACCAACAAUUAACAAGGGUUCCAUUUUCUCUACAUCCUCAUCUAAACUUCUUAUCUCUUUUUUUUAACCAGCAAAAAUGGGUCUAUUCAGGAAUAGCAGAGAAUUAUAAUUUGGAACAUGCAAGCUACAGCAAAACCAUAGGCAUGUCCCAUUUUUUUUGUUUGUUUAUAGUGGUCUGAGUUGAUAACUUAUUGUGGUUUUGAUUUGCAUUUUUCUUUUGAUUAUUGGUGUUGGGCAUCUCUUCAUAUGCUUGUUGAGUGUAUAUCAUCUUGGAAGAAAUGACUGUUCGAGUCUUUUGCUCAUUUUAAAGUCAGAUUAUUUGCUUUCUUGUUGUUGUUGAGUUGUAGGAUGUCUUUGUAAACUCUAGAUACUAACCCAUUAUCAGAUAUAUGAUUUGUAAAUAUUUUUUCCCAUUCCAUAGAUUGACUUUUCACUCUGUUGGUUUUGUCCCUUCAUGUGCAAAAGUUUUAAGUUUGAUGUCACAUUGUCUAUUCAUGAUUUUGUUGGCUGGCUUUCAUAUCAGAUAUAAGAAAUCAUUGCUAAGUCCAAUAUCAUGAAGCUUUCCCCCUGUUUUUGAUCUAUUGUUUAGGUCUCCUAUCCAUUUUGAGUUAUUUUUUGUAUAUGGUGUAAGGUAAGGAUCCUACUCAUUCUUCUGCAUGUGAAUAUCCAAUUUUCCUAACACCAUUUGUUGAAGAGACUGUCUUUUCCCCCAUUGAAUAAUCUUGGCACCCUUGUUAAAGACUAUAUUUGAGCAUAUACAAGAGCUUUUAUUUCUGGCCUCUUUGUUCUAGUCUAUUGGUCUGUUUGUCUGUCUUUAUGCCAGUCCGCACUGUAUUUAUUACUGAUUAAUGUAGCUUUGUAAUGUAUCUUAAUGUAUCUUUUGAAAUAAGAAGAGUGAGUCUUCCAACUUUGUUCCAUUUCAAAAUUGUUUUGGCUAUUUGAGGUUCCUUGAAACUCCAUAUGAAUUUUAGGAUGAAGUUUCUAAUUCUGCAGAAAAUGUCAUUGGGGUUUUGAUAGAGAUUGCAUUGACUGUAUAUUACAUUGGGUAGUAUGGACGUUUUAACAAUACUAAGUCUUCCACUCCAUGAACACUGGAUGCCUUUCCAUUUAUUUGUGUCUUCUUUCAUUUCUUUAAGCAGUGCUUUGUAGUUUUCAUUGUCCAAGUCUUUGAUCUCCUUGGUUAAGUUUACCUAAGUAUUUUAUUCUUCUGCUUUUCCAAUUGAAUGUCUUUUAUUUAUUUUUCUUGCUUAAUAGUUCUGGCUAAGGCUUCCAAUACUAUUUUGAAGAGAGGUGGUGAAAGUGGGCAUCCUUGCCUGGUUCCUGGUCAGAGAGCAAAAGCUUGCAGUCUUUCACCAUUAAGUAUGAUGUUAGCUGUGGGCUUUCAUAUAUGCCUUUUAUUAUGUUGGAGGUAAAUUGCUUCUAUUUCUAGUCUGUUGAGUGUUUUGUCAUGAAAAGGUGUUGUAUCUUGUCAAAUCUAUUUCUGCCGCAGUUGAGAUGAUCACAUGGUUAUUGUCCUUCAUUCUGUUAAUAUGGCAUAUUUAUAUGAUUGAUUUUCAUAUGUUGAACCAUCCUUGCACUCCAGGAAUAAAUCUCACUUGGUCAUGGUGCAUAAUCCUUUUAAUGUGUUCUUGAAUUCAAUUUGCUGAUAUUCUCUUGAGAAUUUUUUGCAUCAAUAUUCAUCAGGAAUAUUGGUCUGUAGUUUUCUUAUGUCUUUUGUGGCCUUGGUUUUAGGGUAAUUUUGGUCUCUUAGGAUGAGCUUACAAGUGUUCCCUUCUUUUCAGUUUUUUGGAAUAGUUUCAGGAAGAUUGGUGUUAAUUCUUCUUUAAAUGGUUGGUAGACUUUUCCAGCAUUGUCAUCUGGUUCUGGGUUUACUGAUUUAAUCUUCUGACUAGUUAUUGAUCUAUUCAGAUUUUCUAUUUCUUCAUGAUACAAUCUUCCUAGGUUGUAUAUUCUGGGAAUUUAUCUAUUUCUUUUAGGUUACACAAUUAGUUGGCAUACAGUUGUUCAUAGUAGUCUCUUAUAAUCCUUUUUAUUUCUGUGGUAUUGGUUAUAAUGUUUCCUCUUUCAUUUCUGAUUUUAAUUGAAUCUGCUCUCUUUUUUUCCGCUUAAUGUAGCUAAGAUUUGUCAAUUUUGUUGAUCUUCUCAAAAACCAACUCUAUAGUCAUUGAUUUUUUUUCUGUUGUUUUUCUUUUCUUUUUUUAGAUUCUGAAGUUUUAUUUAACAAGAACUAAAAGACAAGCGAAAGUCCUUGGCUACCCUCAGUCUCUGGAGUCUUGCAUUUUCUUUUUUUCUUUUUUGGUUUCAUUAAUCUACAAUUAUAUGAGCAAAAUUGUGGUUACUAGGCUCCCCCCAUCAUCAAGUCCCCACCACAUACCCCAUUACAGCCACUGUCCAUCAGCAUAAUAAGAUGCUAUAGAAUCACUACUUGUGUUCUCUGUGUUGUACAGCCCUCCCUGUGCACCCCCACCCCCACAUUAUGUCUGCUAAUCAUGAUGCCCAUUUUGCCCCCUUGUCCCUCCCUUCCCACCCAUCCUCCCCAGUCCCUUUCCUUUUGGUAACUGUUAGUCCAUUCUUGGAUUCUGUGAGUCUGCUGCUGUUUUGUUCCUUCAGUUUUUUCUUUGUUCUUAUACUCCACAUAUGAGUGAAAUCAUUUGAUACUUGUCUUUUUCUACCUGGCUUAUUUCACUGAGCAUAAUACCCUCUAGCUCCAUCCAUGUUGUUGCAAAUAGUAGGAUUUGUUUUCUUCUUAUGGCUGAAUAAUAUUCCAUUGUGUGUAUGUACCACAUCUUCUUUGUCCAUUCAUCUAUUGAUGAACACUUAGGUUGCUUCCAUUUCUUGGCUAUUGUAAAUAGUGCUGCGAAAAACAUAGGGGUGCAUAUGUCUUUUUCAAACUGAGCUCCUGCAUUCUUAGGGUAAAUUUCUAGGAGUGGAAUUCCUGGGUCAAAAGGUAUUUCUAUUUUUAGUUUUUUGAGGAACCUCCAUAUUGCUUUCCACAAUGGUUGAACUAAUUUACAUUCCCACCAGCAGUGUAGGAGGGUUCCCCUUUCUCCGCAUCCUCACCAACAUUUGUUGUUGUUUGUCUUUUGGAUGGUGGCUAUCCUUACUGGUGUGAGGUGAUAUCUCAUUGUGGUUUUAAUUUGUAUUUCUCUGAUGACUAGCAAUGUGGAGCAUCUUUUCAUGUGCCUGUUGGCCAUCUAAAUUUCUUCUUUGGAGAACUGUCUGUUCAGAUCCUCUGCCCAUUUUUUAAUUGGAUUAUUUGCUUUUUGUUUGUUGAGGUGCUUGGGCUCUUUAUAUAUUUUGGAUGUCAAUCCUUUAUUGGAUAUGUCAUUUAUGAAUAUAUUCUGUGAGUCUGCUGCUGUCUUUUUGUUUUAUUGAUGAUGUCCUUUGCUGUACAGAAGCUUUUCAGCUUGAUAUAGUCCCAUUUGUCAAUUUUUGCUUUUGUUUCCCUUGCCCAGGAAGAUACUUUCAUGAAGAAAUUGCUCAUGUUUAUGUCCAAGAGAUUUUUCCCUAUUUUUUUUCUAAGAGUUUUAUGGUUUCAUGACUUACAUUCAGGUCUUUGAUCCAUUUUGCAUUUACUUUUGUAUAUGGGGCUAGACAAUGAUCCAGUUUCAUUCUCUUGCAUGUAGCUGUCCAGUUUUGUCCACACCAGCUGUUGAAGAGGCUGUCAUCUCCCCAUUGUAUGUCCAUGGCUCCUUUAUCAUAUAUUAAUUGACCAUAUAUGCUUGGGUUAAUAUCUGUACUCUCUAUUCUGUUCCACUGGUCUGUGGGUCUAUUCUUCUACCAGUACCAAAUUGUCUUGAUUACUGUGGCUUUGUAGUAGAACUUGAACUUGGGAAGCAAGAUACCCCCUGCUUUAUUCUUCCUUCUCAGGAUUGCUUAGGCUAUUUGGGGUCUUUUGUGGUUCCAUAUGAAUUUUAGAACUAUUUGUUUCAGUUCAUUGAAGGAUACUGUUGGUAUUUUGAUAGCGAUUGCAUUGAAUCUGUAGAUUGCUUUAGGCAGGAUGGCCGUUUUGACAAUAUUGAUUCUUCCUAGCCAAGAGCAUGGGAUGAAUUUCCAUUUAUUAAUGUCCUCUUUAAUUUCUCUUAAGAGUGUCUUAUAGUUUCAGGGUAUAAGCCUUUCACUUCCUUGGUUAGGUUUAUUCCUAGGUAUUUUAUUCUUUUUUAUGCAAUUGUGAAUGGAAUUGUUUUCCUCAUUUCUCUUUCUGUUAGCUUAUCAUUAGUGUAUAGGAAAGCAACAGAUUUCUGUGUAUUAAUUUUGUAUCCUGCAACUUUGCUGAAUUCAGAUAUUAGUUCUAGUAGUUUUGGAGUGGAGUCUUUAGGGUAUUUUAUGUACAAUAUCAUAUCAUCUGCAAAUAGUGACAGUUUGACUCCUUCUUUACUGAUCUGGAUUUCUUGUAUUUCUUUGUUUUGUCUGAUUGCUGUGGCUAGGACCUCCAGUACUAUGUUGAAUAACAGUGGGGAGAGUGGGCAUCCCUGUCUUAUUCCCGAUCUUAGGUGAAAAGCUUUUUUGUUGUUUUUGUAUUUCCUAUUUCACUUUUCUGUGUUCUAAAUUUUCAUUUCUUCCGCAUUUACUAGCUCUAGUCCUUCUACAAAGAACUUGCCUCAUCAGUUGUUUGGUUCAUUUGAAAAAAAGUGUACAGAGUGCCAUAUGUAAGAUUAUUCUCCUUUAUUCAUCAGUUUUCAGGAUAAUGAGUAGAUGCCCAACAACUCCAAGGAGGACUCAUAAGCUUUUCUUUUGGGUGGGAGAAAGAUGUAAAUUUGGCUAUUUUUAUAGAUCUGAUGUGUUUCAAUCUAUCAAAGGGAUAAAUCUUUUGAUGCUCAAAAUAUUCCAUCUUUGGCCAGUGAGAGCCCUUUCAAAUUGGUUUCUAUGUCAUUUUGUUGUGACCCUAAUAGUUUUUUGUGUUUUUUUUUUUUUUUUUAGUUUUAGGCUUAUUUUGCAUAUGAUCUGCCCCAGUCUUAGAUAAGUUAUUUCUUGAGGGAGCCCAGAUUCCUUUUAAGUGGGAAAUAUUUCGACCACAACUUAAGUGCUAGAGGAGCUAAGUGCUACUGGCUAGUGUCAUUUCUAAGGUGUUUCAGUGACUUGCUAGGAAAUUAAUAUGUUUUAAGGAAGAGGAAAAUAAUUAUAUUAGUGUUUCUAAUUCAAAUGGGAGAUACAGGUUUUUUUUACUCAGACUUAAUUUUUUUAGAGCCAUUUUAGGCUCACAGCAAAAUUGAGUGGAAGGUAUCACAAUUUCAAGUUUUUAUUUAACUUUCUUUGAUUUUAUGUUUGUAUUUCUGUUUCAUAUUGAGCAUUUUGGUUCCUAACAACACAAUGUAGUUAUUUACUUUACCCUAUUACAUGUAUUAAAUAUUCAGAAUACCAACAAAAUAUUGUUACUAGGAUGAGAUCUACUGGAUGCAGGUUUGUUCGACCUGAAUGCAGUUAAAAAUGUAUUUUUAUCCUUAGGCUAAAUGUAGUCAAAUAUGAUUUCAAAUUCUCUUGAAAUGUUUCUUUCCUGUGUGGACAAUUAGAUCUCCUUUUGUCAGUUAAGAAUUGUUUUGUAUUUUUUAAAUUUAUUUUUGUAUUUUUAAACUAUAAUAAUCUUUUCUCUGAGAUGGGAGGAGGGGAGCAAAAUUAAAUCUAAAUGUCCAUGAGUCCGAGAGUAUUGGGAGCUAGUCCCAAACCUCAUUUCUUCUCCAUUCUGCCGUUUUCCUCCCUCUUACAUUGUAAUUUACAUUCUUUAUCCACAGGCUUGUGAAAUGCUGAGUAAAAAUCUCUUUGGAACAAGACGGGCAUAAAUAAAAAUAGAAUGCACAGGCCAUAGCAGACCAUGUACAAAUGCCUACAGGUCCAUAUUGAUUAUCGACAUCCCCUGUGGUUGUUUUGCCCCUCCAACCUGUCUACUGUAAUGGUACUUCCAUGACACCUGAUGUUUGGAAGGCUCUUAGCUGUGGCAUAAUCAAAGUUUGUUUUAUAGUCAUCUGAAAUAUUUCUUCUCUUGCCCUUUGUUCUGUCUGUGAGGUAAGGGAUCAGGGAAGCCUCUGUGUGUAACCAACCCUCUGCUCCUAGCUUCUCCCUUUCCCUUAAUCCUUUCUCCCCCAACACUAGGGUGCUAGCAGCCCACAAGGAUUGGUUCUCUGCCACCCUAGAGCUACACAGCUCACAUCAGGGAUUUGCCAGCCUGUUGGGCCUCUGGGGCGAGUUGAAAGGGUAUGUAGGGUCCUGGGGAUGGAGACUCAUUGAACAGGUGCUUCCCAGAGUUAUACUGAGAGACCUGAAGACGGGUCAUCAUCACAUAAUCAGCAUGACCCAUAACCUGUGAUGUCACUGAGCUCCUCUGAUUUCUUUAUUCUAGGUGAGGAAUGUGUACAAAUAAUGCAAAGAUAAUUAUUUUUAGUCCUGAGGAUUGGGAAACUUGGGCAAUGUUCACAUUACCUGGUGAUGUAAAUAUCAGUGUUAUGUUUAAAUAUUUAGGAAAUGAUUACUACUGAAAUAAUCUAAUUGAAAUAAAUAAUUUUUAAAAUGUUAUAUUGGACAGUAUUAGGUUCCUGAUGUGUAUUUGGUCCUAAGGUAUUUUGUUUGUACCCGUGUCUUUUUUCUCCAGUUUCAUAUGCAUUAUGUACAUGGGGGACCAUGGGAAGGCAAGGGCUUUGCCUUGCUUGGAAUUGCAUUUUAUAAGUUUCUGUGACUUCAUGCAUUGUAAAUACUGAUGCUGCCACACCCCUGCACUUGUAAAAUAAAACCAUGUUUUUUUCUUCAGUA